Messenger RNA from Pollicipes pollicipes, 5169 nucleotides. RefSeq names its product collagen alpha-1(I) chain-like. The record is from RefSeq and is a predicted model, not a curated record. Gene Ontology annotation, biological process: extracellular matrix organization. NCBI's taxonomy places the organism in Eukaryota, Metazoa, Arthropoda, Thecostraca, Pollicipedomorpha, Pollicipedidae. The transcript has a single exon. The coding region runs from base 634 to 4947 and encodes 1437 amino acids. Gene Ontology annotation, molecular function: extracellular matrix structural constituent conferring tensile strength.
GGCACACCAGGAUCCGGUGGUGGACGUGGCACACCAGGGCCUGGUGGUGGACGUGGCACACCAGGGCCCGGUGGUGGACGUGGCACGCCAGGAUCUGGUGGUGGUCGUGGCAGACCAGGAUCUUCGCUCCCAGACAUCGGAGACGGAUACCUUCUACCGGACAAGGAGUUCAAACCCCCGAUCAUUGGGUACGUUAGUGAGCCCCCAGAUGUUCCGUUCCCUAUAAGCCGGGCGACAACAGAGCAAAAGUCUGUUUUGGAUAAAUCUGGAGAAGAAGUGAAAUCUCCUGGACCGAAUAUCCAACAGAGCGUUAGCCCACGUGAGCGCAAGUCGCAAACGCAGACUCAAGAUGGAGAUGAUUUACCUGGACUGAAAAAUGCACAACAGUAUUCGAAAGAUGCUAAGCCUGAGCUCGCUGGCGGCACAAGUCCCGCCGCUGGAAACGAAUACACCAGAAAAGCACCGGCCGGCUCGGAAGUCGGGGGAUCUCGACGAACCUUUGCACCUGGUGACGCUCAGAUCUUGUUGGACGAAGACGAGGCAUCGCCUUUCCCCUCCGUUAAAAGCACACUACCCUCAGAGCGACCAGAAUCCGUCCAAGUCAGCAGCAGCAAGCCUGAGCUUGAUAGCAAUAUGCCGCUUCCCAUACCUGGAGACGGGGAGGAGGACGGAAUUUCCACGGCCAAGUCACCUGGCGCUGUCCUCGGAAGGCCUUUGGCUGCCAAGACGCCCGAAGUCGCUGGAACGUCCCCCGGAACACCAGCCGCCGAAAGUCCUGUCCCUGAGCUUGUUAGCAAUAUGCCGCUUCCCAUACCUGGUGGCGAGGGAGAGGACGACUUUUCUCCGGCCAAGUCACCUAUCACUGUCCUCGGCAGGCCCUCAUCUCCAGUCGCUGGAACGUCCCCCGAGACACCGGUCGCCGGAAGUCCUGGCGCUGAGCUCAUCAGCAACAUGCCACUUCCCAUACCUGGUGGCGAGGGAGAGGACGACUUUUCUCCGGCCAAGUCACCUAUCACUGUCCUCGGCAGGCCCUCAUCUCCAGUCGCUGGAACGUCCCCCGAGACACCGGUCGCCGGAAGUCCUGGCGCUGAGCUCAUCAGCAACAUGCCACUUCCCGUACCUGGUGGCGAGGGAGAGGACGAUUUCGGAACACCGGUCGCCGAAAGUCCUGGCGCUGAUAUAAUACCGACUGAAUAUGGUCUGGGAGACGCGAAAGUGCCGAAUUCCGUCAUCACGGCGCCUCAGAUUGCAAGUACAACGCCGGAACUUGCAGCUGAUGAAGAACAGAAUCCUGCAAGACCUGCGACUACUAAAGACGCGCCCAGUGAGAAUGCUGAAAAUGUGGGUGUCUCCACACAGCCCAAAACAAAACCAGUCUCACCAGUUCCUGAACAAGGCCCAACAGCUGAGAUCUCCGAAAGCAAAAGCGGCACUUCGCAACCCCCCAGAUAUGGUGUUUCGAACAGCUACCUGCCGCCCAGUUCUGACUUCAAACCACCCCAGUCUGCGUACGGUGAUCUUUCCCCGCCGACACCUGCCAAAUCUGACAGACCCGAUACAGCAAAAAUUCCAACCUCUGAGAAAUCGCCGGGCAGAGAAUCAUCAAGCUCGCCGGGCACUGGAGGCACCCCAGACACUCCUGGCAGCGGAGGAUUCCAGGGUGCACCGGGCAGAGGAUCACCAGGAUCACCGGGUACUGGAGGUACCCCAGGCGUUCCUGGUAUAGGAGGCUCUCUGGGUGCCCCCGGUAGAGGAUCACCAGGAUCACCGGGUACUGGAGGUACCCCAGGCACUCCUGGCAGCGGAGGAUCCCGGGGUGAACCGGGCAGAGGAUCACCAGGAUCACCGGGUACUGGAGGUACCCUAGGCGUUCCUGGUAUAGGAGGCUCUCCGGGUGCCCCCGGUAGAGGAUCACCAGGAUCACCAGGCACUGGAGGUACCCCAGGCAUUCCUGGCGUCGGAGGAUCCCGGGGUGAACCGGGCAGAGGAUCACCAGGAUCACCAGGCACUGGAGGUACCCCAGGCACUCCUGGCAGUGGAGAAUACUCGGGUGCCCCGGGCAGAGGAUCACCAGGAUCACCGGGUACUGAAGGUACCCCAGGCACUCCUGGCAGCGGAGGAUCCCGGGGUGAACCGGGCAGAGGAUCACCAGGAUCACCGGGUACUGGAGGUACCCUAGGCGUUCCUGGUAUAGGAGGCUCUCCGGGUGCCCCCGGUAGAGGAUCACCAGGAUCACCAGGCACUGGAGGUACCCCAGGCAUUCCUGGCAGCGGAGGAUCCCGGGGUGAACCGGGCAGAGGAUCACCAGGAUCACCGGGUACUGGAGGUACCCCAGGCGUUCCUGGUAUAGGAGGCUCUCCGGGUGCCCCCGGUAGAGGAUCACCAGGAUCACCAGGCACUGGAGGUACCCCAGGCACUCCUGGCAGUGGAGAAUACUCGGGUGCCCCGGGCAGAGGAUCACCAGGAUCACCGGGUACUGGAGGUACCCCAGGCACUCCUGGCAGCGGAGGAUCUCGAGGUGCACCGGGCAGAGGAUCACCAGGCUCACCGGGCACUGGAGGUACCCCAGGCACUCCUGGUAGAGGAGGCUCUCCGGGUGUCCCCGGCAGAGGAUCACCAGGAUCAACGGGUACUGGAGGUACCCCAGGCGUUCCUGGAAGAGGAGGCUCUCCGGGUGCCCCCGGCAGAGGAUCACCAGGAUCACCAGGCACUGGAGGUACCCCAGGCACUCCUGGCAGUGGAGGAUACUCGGGUGCUCCGGGCAGAGGAUCACCAGGAUCACCGGGUACUGGAGGUACCCCAGGCACUCCUGGCAGCGGAGGAUCUCGAGGUGCACCGGGCAGAGGAUCACCAGGAUCACCGGGCACUGGAGGUACCCCAGGCACUCCUGGCAGCGGAGGAUCCCGAGGUGGACCGGGCAGAGGAUCACCAGGAUCACCGGGUACUGGAGGUACCCCAGGCACUCCUGGCAGUGGAGGAUACUCGGGUGCCCCGGGCAGAGGAUCACCAGGAUCACCGGGUACUGGAGGUACCCCAGGCACUCCUGGUAGCGGAGGAUCCCGAGGUGGACCGGGCAGAGGAUCACCAGGAUCACCGGGUACUGGAGGUACCCCAGGCGUUCCUGGUAGAGGAGGCUCUCCGGGUGCCCCUGGUAGAGGAUCACCAGGAUCACCAGGCACUGGAGGUACCCCAGGCACUCCUGGCAGUGGAGAAUACUCGGGUGCCCCGGGCAGAGGAUCACCAGGAUCACCGGGUACUGGAGGUACCCCAGGCACUCCUGGCAGCGGAGGAUCUCGAGGUGCACCGGGCAGAGGAUCACCAGGCUCACCGGGCACUGGAGGUACCCCAGGCACUCCUGGAAGAGGAGGCUCUCCGGGUGCCCCCGGCAGAGGAUCACCAGGAUCACCAGGCACUGGAGGUUCCCCAGGCGUUCCUGGAAGAGGAGGCUCUCCGGGUGCCCCCGGCAGAGGAUCACCAGGAUCACCAGGCACUGGAGGUACCCCAGGCACUCCUGGCAGUGGAGGAUACUCGGGUGCCCCGGGCAGAGGAUCACCAGGAUCACCGGGUACUGGAGGUACCCCAGGCACUCCUGGCAGCGGAGGAUCCCGGGGUGAACCGGGCAGAGGAUCACCAGGAUCACCGGGUACUGGAGGUACCCUAGGCGUUCCUGGUAUAGGAGGCUCUCCGGGUGCCCCCGGUAGAGGAUCACCAGGAUCACCAGGCACUGGAGGUACCCCAGGCAUUCCUGGCAGCGGAGGAUCCCGGGGUGAACCGGGCAGAGGAUCACCAGGAUCACCAGGCAUUGGAGGUACCCCAGGCAUUCCUGGCAGCGGAGGAUCCCGGGGUGAACCGGGCAGAGGAUCACCAGGAUCACCGGGUACUGGAGGUACCCCAGGCGUUCCUGGUAUAGGAGGCUCUCCGGGUGCCCCCGGUAGAGGAUCACCAGGAUCACCAGGCACUGGAGGUACCCCAGGCACUCCUGGCAGCGGAGGAUACUCGGGUGCCCCGGGCAGAGGAUCACCAGGCUCACCGGGCACUGGAGGUACCCCAGGCACUCCUGGCAGCGGAGGAUCCCGAGGUGCACCGGGCAGAGGAUCACCAGGAUCACCGGGUACUGGGGGUACCCCAGGCGUUCCUGGUAUAGGAGGAUCCCCCGGUGCCCCGGGCAGAGGAUCACCAGGAUCACCAGAUACUGGAGGUAUCGAAGACACCUAUUUCUAUGGAGGAUACUCGUAUGCCCCGCCGGGCCAAGGAUCACUAAGAUUACCGGGUACUUUAGGCACCCCAGGCACUCCUGGCGGCGGAGGAUCAUCGGUUGCUCCAGGCGAAGGACCACCAGGCUCACCGGGAACUGGAGGUACCCCAGGCACUGCUGGCAGUGGAGGAUACAAGUAUGCCCCGCCGGGCAGAGGAUCACUAGGAUCACCAGGUAUUGAAGGUACCCCAGGCACUCCUGGCAAAGGAGGAGCUCUGGGUGCACCGGGCAGGGGAUCACCAGGAUCACCGGGUACUUUAGGCACCCCAGGCACUCCUGGCAGUGGAGGAAACCAAGGGGCCCCGGGCGGAGGAUCACCAGGGUCACCGGGGUCACCGGGUACUGGAGGGGAAUCCACACAGGGACAGCGACCACGACCCCCGUACAAUGAGCCCGACUCGAGACUAGGCCCGCAGCCGGCUGCAGCCAAGCUGGAGCCCUCGCCCCGCCGUCCCCGUCCACCUUUCUCCCAACCGGAGACACCCGUCCGCGUCCCAGCUCGUCCAAAUCGUCUGCCGACCUCUCCGCGCCCGAGCCAUGGCGGAUCGCGGCCCUCGCUGCCGCCCUUCGACGCUGACGCCAUGCCUGACUACGAGCCCAAGUUCGGCAUGCGGCUCGUGCCGAAGACAAAGAGGCCGACGGUGGAGCAGGAGCUUGAGGAGUACCUUGGCUACCUUCCUCCGCUGGUCUAGACGUUUCUUCGCGAUGGUGUGAAGGCGUGUGGAAGGGCAGGCUUCUCAUUAGACCGUGAGAGCCGUACUGACCCCUGGCCUCCGGCUGUGCUCCGUGGCCAGAAUGGUCGGUAUCGAUAAGUGUGCUUAACUCGUAUUCGCGUUAACUUGCUAAUGACUGCUUGCGUCAACCUAUUUUUGCUCGCUUUAAGCGUGGAAAUAAAUCGAAAAUAAAUAACGAAC